Messenger RNA from Leptosia nina, 1983 nucleotides. Lineage: Eukaryota; Metazoa; Arthropoda; Insecta; Lepidoptera; Pieridae. The record is from the annotation of a GenBank genome assembly.
AUGGCGGACGGUGAUAACGUAUCAACUUUCAGCGCCGAUGGCGGCCAAGACACUGUCGGUCUUCCCAGAAUAGUAAUGGUGACCGAAGGCGACGACAAUUCCGCGUCCUCACCCUCAUCCACUUCGUCAUCCGAAGACAACUGGGCGGAUUUAAUCAAAUCCACAGAGAUCCCACCGGAGUACUGGCAUAUACAAAAGCUAGUUAAAUAUAUGAAAGCUGGAAAUCAGACAGCUACCAUGGUCGCUCUGUCGUGUUUAAAAGACCACGACUUGACUGUUGAAGUCAACCAAAGAGCGAUCCAAGAAAUAGGUGGCUUGGAACUACUUGUGAAUCUGCUUGAGACGCGAGAUCUGUGCUGUAUAGUAGGUGGUCUUGCUGUUUUGAGAGAUAUCACGCCAAAUAUGGAAAUCAGGAAAAAGGUAACAGAUCUUGGUGCGAUACCGCUUCUCGUAGGAUUGCUAUCAGACCCAGCAAGAGAUGUGCAGAUAUUAGCUGCAGAGACAAUAGCUAACUUGGGUAAAAUUCGUAAAAGCAGAAAGUUUUGCAGGAAAUUUGGAGGACUGCCUAAACUUAUCGAUUUAUUGGACAUAAAAGAUAAAUAUUUAGUAACACCACGCGAAGAAUUGAAUCAAGACGAACUACAAUUUCUAGACAUUGCAAGAGCUGGUGCAAAGGCUCUGUGGUCUAUGUCGUCCUCGCAAAGGAACAGGGAAGCAAUGAGGAAGUACGGAAUGAUUCCGCUGAUAGCCAGAAUGUUAAAAACGAUCCAUCUCGACGUAGCCGUGCCGGCCGUUGGUUUGUUGCAAAUGUGCGCGAACGAAACUUCCUUCCAGUUGGCUAUUCAGACCGAGAAGAUGGUGAAAGAUCUGAUCAAACACUUGGCUAACGAUGAUAAGGAUUUGAAGACAUACUGCAGCCUGGCAAUUUUCAAAUGCGCAAAUGAUCCCAUAACACGAGAUAUGAUUAGGGAAGCUGGUGCCUUAGAGUAUUUAGUAGAAGCAGCUCAGGAUAGCACGAACAGAGCUAAUAAGCCGUUGUUAGCAGCUGUUACUGGCGCGCUAUGGAAAUGCGCAAACAGUGACGCCAGUGUGAGGAAGUUGGACAAUCUGGGUGCAGUUCCAAUAUUGGUUAGGCUCCUGGAUGAUGAGAACGACGGAGUACUAACGAAUGUGGCCGGCGCUUUAGCUGAGUGUGCUAAAUAUCCACCGAAUCGCGACAAGAUUCGAUCUUCUGGUGGCAUACCUAUGCUGAUACACCAUCUAAACAACACAUACAAGCCGCUACUAGAAAACGUCCCAUUAGUCCUAAUGGAGUGCGCCAAAGAGCAAAACUGCAUGUCAGAAAUCGACGAAUUAGACGGAGUGAGAUUAGUCUGGUCUUUACUGAAGAACGACUCGAAGAAGGUGCAAACGAACGCAGCGUUAGCGCUGAGCCCCUGCGUCCAGAACGCGGCGGAUUCUGGCGAGAUGGUCCGCUCAUUCGUUGGGGCUUUGGAACUGACAGUGGAUCUACUAGACUCGGAUGACCAUAACGUCCUCUCAGCGGUGUGUGCUGCCAUAGCCACGAUUGCAAAAGACAAUGAGAAUCUAGCGGUGAUAUCUGACCACGGCGUGGUUGGGAAACUGUCUAAGUUGGUGAGCACCACAGACGACCACUUACGUGCUAAUUUAGGUGUUGCCAUAGCAUACUGCUGCGAUUGGGCCCAAAAUCGCCAGGAAUUUGGCAAGCGUGGCGCCAUCACACCGCUCGUUAACUACAUGACGUCACGGGACCCGAAUGUCCACAGAUCAACGGCUUUAGCGCUCUACCACCUGUCAUUUUACUCUGUCAACUGUGUCACGAUGCAUGCGGCUGGAGUUGUACAGUUCCUUCUAGAAACUAUAGGAUCCAAAGACCCCAUCUUGCAAGAGGCGUCAGCCGGCUGUCUUUGCAACAUUCGGAAGUUGGCACUUGCGACCGAAAAAGUGAAGCUCAAACAAUAA